Molecule: messenger RNA, 4901 nt
Organism: Tigriopus californicus
Lineage: Eukaryota; Metazoa; Arthropoda; Copepoda; Harpacticoida; Harpacticidae
Product: SET and MYND domain-containing protein 4-like
Exons: 4
Coding region: 761-3364 (867 amino acids)
Molecular function (GO): protein binding
Source: RefSeq, a predicted model, not a curated record
ACGAACGACUCGCCCCGCCCAUGGGUGGAAAUUGUCGCUCGGGCCAAGCUCAUGCUGCCUCCAAGUUAGGUGAGCCAGGGCUGGCUGAAGAUCGAUUUUGAAGUCGAUUAGUGUCGUCCAUUUCCUUGCCUAGUGGCUAUAGUCAAGACCUCUCGAAGUCUGUCCUCUGGUAGCCUCCAAACCCGACUCACCUGUUCACACCAUUGAUGGGUUUCUUGGAUAACUGUGUAUACUAGUGAAUGUGAAGUUACUUCAGGAAAGCCGGGAAAUUGGAACACGUUCUUGGUCGGGCGGAGUCGUGGUCAUGAGAGAUCAAAUUGCUUUGGAGAGCUUUGGCUGGGUCUAACGCACGAGAUCCUCAAAGAGUCUCCUUGGAUUGGUUAAACGAGACCCAAUCCAUGGAACCAAGUCUUUUCACCACACGAUUUGAGAAAAACGCUGGCUUGCCUGAGGCAACCGAUCAUAAUACUCAGAGGAACAAAAGAGGGAAGAAAAGGGGAGGAAGAUAUCAAAGCCUUUUUCCUCCUCUCUGAACCCUAGUUUCAAUUUCACCUUCAUACUUAAGCCUUUUUUUCUCACGCCACCCUCUCUUGAUCGGCUGAGUUUACUCAUCGCCUAAUCAAAACGACUCGAUAGUACCAUACAUCCACCUUCAACCCCCAUUUUACAGUCACUCAAGUGUAGGUCUUCCUCAACUUCAAAAAAGACCCAGCUUAACCUGGUUUGAUUAAAAUUUCUUCCCUCUCUCGACAAGUCCAUAAUGGCGUCACACGGCAUGAAACCCAGGCAAGGAAUGCCAUCAUCAAUAACCAACCUUCAGGCCCACGCUGGCACUGACUCCGGACCGCCAGCCGUCUUUGAUUGGUUUUAUGAAGAGUUCCUCACCCAAGUGAUGACGACUGGAAAUCUGUCAGAAACACUGCCUGAUGAAUUCAUGAAGAUCCAGACUGAUAUCGACAGGGUGGCAUACGUCAUGCAAGUCCGACCGUUUGUGCGCGAUUUUGAGAUUAGUGACAAGAUUGGUCUCAAAUCCAUGGACAAGGCCAAUCGCUAUCGAGAGGAGGGCAAUAAGUUGUUCCAAAGCGAUCAAGCCAUGCAGUCAAUCUUGUUUUACAACAAGGCUUUGGCUUAUGCCCCACAUCCGGAUCACGACCUCUACCCACAUCCGGAAGCUUAUCGAUAUCCCCAAGGGAGUGCGAGUGGAGGCAAAGGGGUACAGUUUCAAGAUGAAGCCAAGGCGGGACACACUAAGUCGGGACAGAAGAUGGCAGCAUCGCGAUAUGAAUCUCUCUCAUUGUGCUAUGCCAAUCGGUCAGCUGCCUUGCGCAAGUUGUGCCAGUAUGACGAUUGUCUUAAAGACAUCUCCCGCGCUGCCCGAUUUGGAUAUCCCAAAGAAAACCUCUACAAGCUCUGGGAGAGGAAGGGCAAAUGCUACCAGGGUCUGAAGAAAUAUGAAUUGGCUGUGAAAUGCUUUAGACAAGCGCUCGUCUCCUUGAAAGAAUCAUCUCUUAGUGAUAAUCAGAAAACCCUGAAAUCGCAAGAAAUUCAAGGCUGGAUCAAAGACUUGCGGAGCACUCACUUCUUCCUCAACUUCGAGGACGGUAGUGACAUGGGCAGUGAUCAAGGUUCAGAGCCGCCACCUCAACUCAUGGGAGCCACGGGUCCCAUUGUCUUUGUGCCUGAGCCUGAGCCGAAGCAACGGAAAGCAUCUGCCAUGAACCUUCCCAAUCCAGAGCCCCCGGCUCCCACACCAGAAAAGCCUUUACGGCGAAGUUUUCGACGCAAAAAGACUACAUCCCAGGACAAACCAGGAACCCCUGCCCUAGGAGCCCUCCCAAGUAUCCCCUCCACUGAUGGAGGCGACAACCUCUCCUUAGAGUCUGCCAGUAAUGAUUCCCCGUCCCGGCCCACAGGCACUCAAACCAGUGCUGCCACCUCGAACAGCCCAGGGGAACUUGUCAAAGCCAGUAGUCAGAUGUCCAUCUCACAAAUUUCCACCUCCAGUGUGAAACCCGACAUUGAAGUACCGGACCUUAACUAUGGCAUUAACCCUCGCCUUCCCUCUGCUUCCAACGGCAUUGACUUAAGAUUUUCGCCGGAUAAAGGGCGUUACUUUGUGGCUACCCAAGAUCUCAGUCCAGGCGAUGUUGUCUUGAGAGAGGAACCCUAUGCUGCAGUGUUGGAAGCAAUUUUCCGAGUAAACCAUUGCGCUUAUUGCUUAAAGAAGACGGCAACGCCAAUACCUUGUUAUGAAUGUGCCACAGUCCAAUUCUGUUGCGAAAGUUGCCGUGAUAUGAGUUGGAAUGAGUACCACUCGAUUGAAUGCGGAAUUCUGGGAUAUCUUGAGCCAUCCAAAUAUCUCGGCAAGAUGCCGCACCUUGCCCUAAGGAUCAUCACCAAGACUGGGAUGCAAAACUUGAUUCAACAAUCUCUGGUGUCGAUUCCGACUCUCAAAAAUGGAGAGCAAAGCACAGCUGAAGCUGCCCAGAACGCCUUCUUCGAUCCGACGAGCUAUCGAGCUGUUCACAACUUGGCGACAAACACCGACAAAAGGUCAUUCGAAGAUUUGAUCAAAAAGACGUCCGAGGCUAUUUUCAUGUCAAAGUGCCUCAAGUUUAACGGGUUCUUCGGAGACAAGGAUUCGGCUACUCAGGACACCACUCGGGUGGAAAUCUUCGUCUCCAGCUUGCUAUUGCGCCAUCUCCAAAUCGCAGCCACCAAUGGGCUCGAGAUGGCUGAAUGUAUUCUCAAGAACAACGACGUCACCAAAUUCGAUAUCAUUCCCGUGGGCGGAGCUAUAUUCCCCACAAUGUCCUUCUUCAACCAUAGCUGCUAUGCUAAUGCCCAACGUCUGGGUUAUCAGAACUUCCAAGUGGUGCGGAUCGUCAGAAGCGUGUCAAGGGGUGAAGAGGUCAACAUCGAUUACGGUUUCGAUUUCUAUGCUCAUCCAUUGGAAGCCCGCCAGAAGAGGGCACAAAAUCAAUACCAUUUCACUUGCAAUUGCAAGCCUUGCCGCGAAAACUGGCCCAUGUACAACGGCGUUGCCAACCGUGAGAGGAAAUUCAAGGUGAAGAUGACCCAAGAGGUGGCCAAUGAGAUCGAGAGGCAGGCUUCGGCUUAUAUGCUUGGCAUGGAUCUGCUGAUCAAGCUCGAUAUCCCCAAAGCUCUGCCCAUCUUCCGAGAUCAUUUGAUUGUAAUGAAUGACUUGGUGGAGCAUCCCGAUGCUCGCUACAUCGAUUGCGAGGAAGCUUACAAACAAUGCCUUUGGUUGGAGAACAGAGGUUACAGAUUACCCAAAGCUGGUAAUCCUAACACCCCCACCACUGCCCCGCAAGUGGCGAUUGAUCAUACCAGAUACAUGUAAAGGCUAAUUAGGGCGAUGAAAGGACAAAGUGAAAGGAUCGGCCAUAUUGGACAACAGCCUUGGUGAAACAACGAGUGCACCCUGUCUUUUCUUUUGCUACUCCUCAAGACGACCUGUGAACGGAUGAGCCAUAUUUUGGCAAUUGUUAAGACAGUGGUGACGAAUUUCCUCUCUGAACCCAUCGUUCGUACGAUGGUGUGGCCCACAAUAACGACUCUCAUUUCUGUAAUUGCUUUGUAAAAGCCGAGCUUUUAACGUUCGAGAUCCAGACGGGGACGUUCUUGUCGAAGGCAGUUCCACCUUUUCCUUUCCAUCCUCGUCAUCUCGCAAUGGUCCAGGGCAAAUCUCGCGAUCAAAGCCGUCUCCAACGACAACGGCAAUUUCUACUUACUACAGCUAUAUACUAUAACUUCUGGACCAACAACGACAACAACAACAACACGAACGACAGUCCGCUUCGGCUCCUUAUUGUGACAAGAAGUUUCCAAGGCUGGUCAGGGCAAAGCAACAGUUGAUGCACGCAAAGUGUUGCAUCUCUUCAGGAUGUUAUUUGCGUGGCCUUGGCGAUACACCUACAUCCGACUCAGAGAUAGAUGGAUACCUUAACUUGGCCUCGGGGGGAAGCUUCAAUGCCUGAACUUUACAUACUCCCGCUCCCUCUGAGGAACAAGUUACCUGUGCCUUAUGCUCAGCCAACAAAAAAACGAGAGGAGCAAGCAAUACUUGGCUCCGGCAAUUUUCUUGUACUCCUCUAUUUGGCAAUCGUCCCAGAACGAAGAUUUCCCCCAACUAAUCGUUUUCAGUUAGUCUGCCCAACCGCGAACGAAUUCUACCCGUCGAACGCAGGGUUGCUCGACAAAGUCUCAUGUGCCCGAUAAAUGCCACGUUCAGUUCAGUGACGCAACAAGUCGAGGAACACUUGUACUAAACUACAUUUCACACUACCCAAGGGGAAACCUGAUCGAACUGAGAAGAAAGUUCCCGCUUAUGAGCCAGUUAAAUACAUUUCUUGAAAUUCUUGUCCCAAAAUCUGUCGAGAGCAAUUUGGCCCCUUGAAUAAUGGAAAAUUGAGAAUGGAAUGAGGGAGAAAUAUUUUUGAUGAACUUUAGAAAUUUAUGAGCGGUGGUAAAUUUCGUAAACAGGUCCUUUCCCCCUUCCAAACAUAUUGCGACUUACAAUAAGGAGUUCGCCGAAUUUGUUCCAUUUUUAAAUUGAUCUAAUUCGGAAAAGAGCUAAAAAUACCGGAAGGCAAGAUCAAGAAAAUGCUUCAUCCUGACAAAGACAUUGCCCCUCAGAUUCAAAUGCAAUAAGUUCAAGAGCUCCAGGGACUUAAGUUGUGAAAGCGCGACUUUUUUAAUCUUAAAAGGAUCGUUCACCUAUUCAUACGUCUUCAUGGGGGUUCUGGAUACUACUUUGUUCAUUCAUCAUAAUCAUCAUAAUAUUAAUAAUUUUUCCCCUUCUCUAAAUAAUGAAAUUUUGUUGAAACGCGACUGUCAUUCGUCGUUGAUCAACGAAAUAUAGAUUUAUUGUUUCAAAA